CAACGAAACCGGCUGAGCGGGCCAACAGUUGUCCGCGAAGCCUUCGACGUGCUGGAACAGACAGAGAUUGCCGUUCCAGACCCAAAAACAAAUACAUAAUCGCAGCGAUUCAGAAGCGUCCAAUUUGCACAGCGUUAAUUAUCAGCGCCAGCGACACGAUGACAAAUCUGGCUCCCACCAUCCGGCUAAACAAUGGGCGCGAGAUGCCGAUCUUGGGCCUGGGCACCUGGAAGUCCUUCGAGUCUGACGCCUACCACUCGACGCGUCACGCCCUCGACGUGGGCUACCGGCACCUGGACACCGCCUUCGUGUACGAGAACGAGGCGGAGGUGGGACAAGCGAUCGCGGAGAAGAUUGCCGAGGGAGUGGUGACCCGUGAGCAGGUCUUUGUGACCACCAAGCUGGGCGGGAUUCACCACGACCCGGCGCUGGUGGAGCGCGCCUGCCGCCUGAGCCUGAGCAACCUGGGCCUGGAAUACGUGGACCUCUACCUGAUGCACAUGCCCGUGGGCCAGAAGUUCCACAACGACAGCAACGUGCACGGCACCCUGGAGCUGACGGAUGUGGACUACCUGGACACCUGGCGCGAGAUGGAGAAGUUGGUUGACCUGGGCCUGGUGCGCAGCAUCGGUCUGUCCAAUUUCAAUGCCGCCCAGACGGAGCGAGUGCUGGCCAACUGCCGCGUUCGACCGGUAGUGAACCAGGUGGAGUGCCACCCGGGAUUCCAGCAGCGUCAGCUCCGUGACCACGCCAAGCAACACGGCCUGGUCAUCUGCGCCUACUGCCCUCUGGCACGCCCCCAGCCCGCCCGCCACUGGCCGCCUUUCCUCUACGACGAUCACGCCCAGCAGCUGGCUAAGAAGUACGGCAGGACCACGGCCCAGAUCUGCCUACGCUACCUGGUCCAGCUGGGCGUGGUGCCGCUGCCCAAGUCCUCGAACAAGGCGCGCAUCGAGGAGAACUUCCGGGUGUUUGACUUCGAGCUGAGUCCGGAGGACGUCGCCAGCAUGGAGCAGUACCACACGGGGCAGCGCACGGUGCCCUUCUCCGGAAUGGCCGGGCACAAGUUCUACCCUUUCCACGAUGAGUUCUAAACGCCAUCAGGGGUGUCUUGCAAAUCUCUGGUGGUUUAGGGGCUGUCGGUUUUGGAUCUAACCCAAUAAUCGGUCGGUGCACCAGAAUUUGUGCACAAGUUUUGGAAUAACGUCUUUCGAAACGGUGCUUUCAAAUUGGGAAUGGUUUCUGGACACCGAUAUUAGAUUAUUGGUUGGAACAGGUUUUUAAGACACCCCCGCAUAUGUAGUAUUUGUAUUGUAAAAUAAAGUAUAUUACGUAGAAAAUCUCUGGGCGGUUGGGGACUAAUCAGCUUGUCUAACGGGGCCGCUUGAUAAAUCGGCGUUAUCUGGGGUAUCUGGCGUGUGCUUCUGCCAGUCAGAAUUCCAAGUCAGUAUUGGGUAUAUAACGAGCUUUCAUUCAGAUGAACGUCUGAGAUAGUGGCUUUAAUACCUACGACGAAAAGAGACAUUUCACAGGCGCAUCCAAAUCAUAUCUCUCCAUAUCAGUGAAACAGAUUCUGGCAUUGCGAAAUCAAAUUUCAAAGUGCGACCUUGGGAAGCGAUAACGGCAGAUAGAGCAUCGGUUCAAACACACACCUCGCCAACAGAGUUAUACAACACUGUAUUCAGGGAGCACCGUCUUGACAAAAUCUGAGCUUCAAAUCUAGUUUUUUAACAUACCAGAAAAUACAAAAAUUUUACCUAAAAAACUAAACUUGCAGAGCACUGUGACCCGAAAAAUAAUCGAUGAAUUCAACAUAUUUCAAUCGAUACAUUCGCGUAAGCAGCUGAAUAAAUUCAUAAAAUAAAUAAAUCUUCCGCACCAUGUCGGUAAUAUUAAAGCGGAACUUUCGGGCGUCCUGGGUGCUGAAGCUCCAACGCGCAAUCGGGUAAUACUGCCAAAACAAUACCCAAAAACCUGCUUGAGGAUAAGCAAACAGCCGUUCUUCAAAAGGAGAACGGAGCUAUCUUCGACAAGCGACCCUUUAAGAUACACCUGGACAAAG
Drosophila ficusphila is the source of this 2062-nucleotide messenger RNA. Its product is annotated as aldo-keto reductase family 1 member B1. Bases 159 to 1094 code for a protein of 311 amino acids. Gene Ontology annotation, cellular component: cytosol. NCBI's taxonomy places the organism in Eukaryota, Metazoa, Arthropoda, Insecta, Diptera, Drosophilidae. Gene Ontology annotation, molecular function: aldose reductase (NADPH) activity. The transcript is spliced from 3 exons. The record is from RefSeq and is a predicted model, not a curated record.